GAGGAAACAAACGUAGUUCCCCGCCUGUUAACAUUGAGUGAACCAGCCCUGUUCUUAGAUCAAGUAGAUCACCCUACUCAAAGAGUAAACCCUACUGGAGUUAAACUGGUGGCUUGUGUGCCUUGAUAAGCUGAUCCACGUGGUAGUGGUCAUCAGAUGCGAUCAGAUGACAGUGUUGAGAAUGGUGUAGUGUUGUCAACAAGAAAAACAUUUUCUGACAAUAUCGAAUGGAAAGACAGUGAAAGAGCAAUACAUUUUUGAUUUCUCAUAUAGUGGAGUUCUCGUAUAUUAAUAAUCAUGGUUCAGCGAAGUAAAAUUUUUGAAAGGAACAGAGCUCUUGGUUUUGUUAGCAGCCAUGUACCUUGUGUGGUGAGGUACAUCAAAAUGCGAAAUGAAAAUCUUGUAGCCACAGUUGUGGGAAGAUGUUUUCAUACGUAUGGUUGCAACAGGUUUUCUGUGUUGAGUGUCAGUGGACUUCAUCCUGCGGAUAUAACAUGUUUAGCAGCAGACACUUUCCAUAUAUAUACAUGUUGCGAUACAGAAAUUUAUGCCUGGAGACGUGGUACAGAACUAAAGCACACAUACAAAGGCCACUUAAAGCCAGUUCAUAUUAUCUUACCUUUAGGAGCAUUUCUUCUUUCUGUUGAUGAGGAUAGUGUUCUAAAGCUUUGGGAUGUAAAGUCUGAGGAGGAGUUAUUAGAAUAUCCUUUCUCAAAUGAUACUUUUCAAAUAAGUGCAGUAAUCCAUCCUGCUACGUACCUUAACAAAGUUUUGCUCGGAAGUAAGCAAGGAACAUUGCAAUUAUUAAACAUUCACACAUCUAAGCUAAUUCACACUUUCCGUGGGUGGAAUUGUGAAGUAACUGUCCUUCAACAAGCACCUGCUGUUGAUGUUAUUGCAGUUGGUCUAGCAAAUGGAAGAAUCAUCUUGCACAAUAUUAAGUACGAUCAAACUGUGAUGAUGUUAAUACAAGAUUGGGGCACUGUUACCAGUAUUUCGUUCAGAUCUGAUGGACCUGCUAUGAUGUUAUCUGGGAGUUUGUCAGGACACAUUGUCCUUUGGGACUUGGAAGAAAGAAAGCCAUUAACUCAACUGGUAUCUGCACACAGUGGUGCUGUUGCUGGAAUGAAAUGUUUAGCAAACGAACCUUUGAUGGUGACUUCAUCUCCAGACAACACUUUAAAAAUGUGGAUUUUUGAUAUGCCAGAUGGAGGUGCCAGGCUUCUUCGAAUUAGAGAAGGACAUUCUAGUCCUCCAACGUUUAUCAGAUACCAUGGAAAUAAUGGUCAUAAUAUAGUGAGUGCUGGAAGUGACUCAUCAAUGAGAAUAUUUUCAACUUUAACUGAAACAUUUAAUAAGAGUUUAGGAAAGGCAAGAUACAAACGUAAUAAAAAAAUUAAAAAGAGUACCCUCUUGGAUGAUGAGAACCCUUGCAUGCCACCAGUUGUUUUUUUUGCCUCAGAGACUACUCGUGAGAAAGAGUGGGAUGAUAUUGCUGCAAUACACCUUGGGAUGGGUGUUGUCACAACUUGGUCAUAUGGAAAGGUGAAAAUGGGUGAUUUGAAAUUAAUUCCUGAUCAUCUGAAACCAAAAACUUUCCAAUCAGCAAAUCAGAUUAGUGCUACGUGCCUUACAUUGACAAGUUGUGGCAAUUUUGUUGUGAUAGGGUACAAUACUGGUGACUUACAUAAGUUUAAUAUACAAUCUGGACUGCAUCGAGGAGCAUAUGGUAGCCCCACUGCUCAUAAAGGUCCAGUUCGUGGUGUGGGAAGUGAUAGUUUGAAUCAAGUUGUGGUUAGUGGUGGCCAUGACUGUUGUAUAAAGUUUUGGUCAUUUAAAGUUGCAGGUUCUGAAGUUUUAUCGCAGCUGGUCUUGGAUGAACCAGUUUUGUUUUUUCAUGUUCACCGAGAGAGUUCUCUGUUGGCCAUUGCUUUAGAAGACUAUAAUGUGCUUGUGAUGGAUUUAGACACUCGUUUAGUGAUUCGAAAAUUUGAAGCUCACAUGUCCCAGUUGACAGACAUGGCAUUCAGUCCUGAUGCUCAUUGGCUCGUCACUGCAUCAUUGGAUUGCACCAUUCGCACAUGGGACAUUCCUUCUGCACAUCUUGUUGAUGUAUUUCAGGUUGAUGCUCCAUGUACAUCUUUAACAUUCUCACCUACAGGGGACAGAUUAGCCACUACUCAUGUGAACUGCCUGGGAGUAUUUCUUUGGGCAAACCGAUGCGUGUUUGAACACGUUUCUUUAUCUCCUGUCCGUGAUUUAACGAACAUUCCUUUGGUAGCCUUACCUUCUACAGCACAAUGUGUAGAACCAAGUGAUUACCUUUCUGAAAUUGAUGAUCCUAUUGAAAAUAUGCCUAAAACAAAUGAACAGAUAAGUGAAGAACUUAUAACUCUGUCAUCAGUUUCAAGUUCAAGAUGGCAGAACCUUUUGAACCUAGACAUAGUUUGGAAAAAGAACAAACCCAAAAGUUUAUUAAAAAAACCUAAAACUGCUCCAUUUUUUUUGCCUACUAUACCUUCUCUAGAUUUACAAUUUGACUUAAAAGCAGAAAACAACGCAAAUGAAGAAUCUGCAAAUGCAUUUCAGUUGAAAACUUCAACUACAGGCUUUGCAAAGUUAUUAUUUGAUUCAGUUAGUGGAAGUGAUUUUGAUAAAGCAAUGAUAAAACUGAAAGAGUUAAGUUUAUCUACUAUUAAUUUUGAAAUUUCCGCUCUGUCUCCUGAAGGUGGUGGUUCUUUGCAAAUGAUAAGACAAUUCAUGAAACUAGUUCAAUCAGUUCUAAAGACUAACAGAAACUUUGAGUUGAUCCAAGCAUACUUUGCAUUAUUUUUGAAGAAACAUGGUGAUACAAUAGCAUCAGAAAUGGUAUUGUGUGAUGAACUUCAACUUUUACAAACGGUUCAACUGGACAAAUGGAAUGUUUUGCAGAACAAAUUAAUGUCAUGUUUAUGUGUUGUUGAUUCAUUGAAAUCUAUGUAAUAACUGGAGACAGAAGAAAAUAUCAAUGAUGCUUUUUAACAUUGUGAUUGUAUACUGUUUGGAGUUAUUUGAAAUUUGGAAAUGUUAAUGGAACUAUGUUCUGUUCAAAUUAUUUAGUACAAUUUCUUUGUUUUCAUGAUCUGUAACAGUUAUUUCUCCUUUCCUCUGUCCUUCCAUAGAAAGUGAUGUACAUAAAUUUCUGAAUGAUUUUAAUACACAGAAAUGUUUCUGAACUGAGGUGCAGCAAAGAAAUUUAAAAUGCUGUUUGUGAAGUGGUAAAGAGUGACUAACAAAGAGAAUAAGCCAGAAGUUUAAGACCCCUUCUGGAGAAAACUUAUUCCCACAAAUUAUGUUAAUAAUCUGUACCAAAAUUUGAUUUUAAUAUUGUGUCUUUUGGAACCUUUGAAAACUAUCUAAAGAUACAUGCAAAUUUACUACCUUUUAAAAUAAUUUACUUUUAAUAUAAAAGAAAAGUGUUGUGCUUGUUACCUUCAAAGAAGUUUGAAAAUCAAUAGUGGUGCGUUUGGGCACGCUGCUUGGAUAAAGGAUUAAUCUUGUAUGAGUUAGCGAGUUGGGUCAUCUUUGACAUUAAACGUUAGUGCAUUAAAAAGCUAAAUUCUAUAUCCUUAGAAUGUAAUUGGAAAUAUUUGUAUCAAUGUAAAUAAGGGUUUAUAUUUUGCAGUAUAAUAAAAUUGUCUAUGAAUUGCAAAUUCUCUGAAAACUUAAGAAGAAUAAAUGGUAUUUCCUCAGAAAAGAUCAAUCUCAAGGCAAUUUGAUGUUUACAUUAGAAAUAAAAACUUAAGAUGUAUAUCUAUAAAAUAUAAGAUAAACUAGCUGAAUCCUUACAAUUACAUCAUACAAAAGGAAGAACUAGAAAAUAUUUCUUCUGAAAAGUACAAUUUAUGCUCUAUUGAAAAUCGAAACUUGCCCAAAAUAAUGUAUCUUGGCAGACACUACUAAUGAAAUUAGGGAGAUUUGCAAAUUCUAGAACAAUACAAUCACUAUUCACUGAUUAUAACAUUUCUCUGAGUAAGUAAGUAAGCAUAUUUACCAAUAUCUGUUGCAUUUUUUGUAGAAAUCCUGGCAAACACCAAAAUUAAGAAAAUUCAUGCAACACUUUUAAAAUAAGUUCUUUUUUGUGAAGGUGGAGUUAUAUCCUUUCGGUAGUCAGACAAAAUACAUUUGAGGAAAAGCUACCAUUAAAAUAUAGUGAAGUUAUAUUUUUAAAUUUUUCCAGAGUUUCAAUGAUAACACAUUUUUAUUUUCACUCCUUUUUCUUAACAUUGAUUUACAACUUAACUUCUGUUAUCCAAACAUUCUAGUAUACACACACUCUUUUACAAAACUAAACAAAUUUUAAAAACUUAAUUCAGUAAAUGCGUGACAUUUCAAUUUAUAUAGCAGGUAUUGAUCAAAAAGUGAAUGUGUGUUACACACAACGUGUAAACCUAUUUAAUUCUGCAAAUAAAGUAUUAUGUACUAGGUUGAUAGGUAUUUCUUAAGGUCAUUGUAAAUUAUACAUUAUAUUAUCAGUACAUCUACAUUACUUUAAAGGUCCCUUCACAAAUGUGUUACAUUGAUGCAUGUAAAAUAACACUAUCUUUUGCGAAACAGCAUGUGUGCACUUUGGCCAUUCUACAUGUGUUAAUCUAUGACGUGUUACUUUUCGCUCAGCAAACGAACAUCAACCCAAUGCUCUUAUGACAGGCCUAACACAUUUCUUUGUAACUUAAUAUGUUUGAAGGGAAGAAAAAAUUGAUUUGGAUUAUUCAGUUUUCCUUACCACUCAUCACCCCAGAUAAUGGAGGUUCACCCCAGAUAAUGGAGGUUCUCUGCUCACUAUUCACUGUUGUAAAAGAUUUCCUCACUGAGCAUGCAAAGACAUUCUGUCAAAACUUCUAAUCCGGUCAGAAUUGUGUUUCAGUACACAUGAGGCACACAAUGUUUUUAUUCUCUCGAUUAGUCAUUACUUGCACAUCCGUUUCCCUUGAAACAUUUCUUCCCACUCUUCAACAGUUUGCUGCACAAAAAAUUUAGAUAAGAGAAAAUUGUCCUGUAUAACGAGAGGAAAGGAUCACAUCUUCGUUAAAAGUAACUUCUGUACAUUGAGUGGUAAAAUUGAUAAGAUGUUGAAUUGCAACUACACAAAAAAAACCUGAAUGAAUGAAUGAAAAAAAUGACUAGGCCUUCAUAAAUAACAAACACUCUUCCUUUAGAAAAACUAUCUUCCAAUGAGUCAGUAUUCAGUGCAUUACAUUAAUGGUAUAUGAAAAAAGGCCUCAUUUUCAUAUGAUAACGAAGGGGGAAAAGCAGUUAUAUUUCACACAAGACUACUUAUCAGUAAGUACAAAACAUUUUACGUUGUACAAUUGAAAGGUUGAGUGCAACAGUGGUCCAACCCGCCAUUAGAAUCAGAGAUAUUGUACAUCAAAGUUGACAUGCUCCAGUUUUUCACGUUUUUUGUUUGUUCACGUCCAUUUUGUUUUAAUCACUACUUUCUCUGAAUGUUAGUAUUCUUUUCCAUACAAGAAAAAAGAUCAUAAGACGAGGUGAAAAUGGUAAAAUUAAUUGCUUGACCCAAAAUUGGUUAGACCAGUGUUGCAAAAAACUCCGACAUUGAUAACCAAAAACACAUUUUUAAUGUUGGAACAAAAUAAAAAUAAUACUAGAAAUUUACAGAAAUGUACAUUUACUACUUUAAUAUUACAGAAAUUAAAAAAUAUGAUAUUUGCACGAAAUUAUUGAAAAUAAAUGUUAUAAAAAGUAUUGUUUGAACAUAAGCAGUUUGACGCACAUCAUGACAAUGUUAGAAUAUAUAAGAAAUAAAUAUUAAGAAAAAAAUAAAAUUAAUUAUCACAAUAUUGUGAUUAUACAUAAACAGGUAUGUCAAAGAAAUAACCAUCUUUGUAGUCAUGAUCUUCCUGAUCAGUUUCAGAUGAGAAACUAGAAGAAAUCGUGAAAUACAGCUGGUACAUAUUUUAAAAGUUCUUUGAUAUCUUUCUAUUAACUGACUAGAGAUUUGUAUUUUACAGGAAGAUUAAUUUGUGC
Gryllus bimaculatus (two-spotted cricket) is the source of this 6030-nucleotide messenger RNA. The record is from the annotation of a GenBank genome assembly. Lineage: Eukaryota; Metazoa; Arthropoda; Insecta; Orthoptera; Gryllidae.